This is a messenger RNA of Porites evermanni, 7042 nucleotides long. The record is from the annotation of a GenBank genome assembly. Lineage: Eukaryota; Metazoa; Cnidaria; Anthozoa; Scleractinia; Poritidae.
UGUGAGAUGACGCAGAUGGCGAGCGUCACAUGAAAUGCACCCUGGGAUGUAUAUUGUGACGCAACUUCUCUGAUUGGCUAAUUUGUCUCCUCAGGGCAUAGGUCGCUCUUAACUGAGAGCCUGAACCAAGGUGCACUUCGUAAAAUUCAUUUGUUUUAUUCAUAAUUCGGAGUUAUUUCCCCAGAAGUAUCAAAUGCAAGAGCAGAACAGGCAUAUGAUUUGCUUUCAGGGGUAGUUGAUCGGUAUUUCCAAUCCGGGGAGAAAAUUAAGUAAGCGCAGCCAAUCACGUCAAUCCAAUUCGUUAAAGUUGUGCAUGUUUUUGCGAUUUGUUUGUUGGGAAGCUUAUAAGCAUUAUUUUGUGCCAAUAUGGAAGUAGAUUCCCUUCAAAGCAGUCGUAUUAGAAGGUAAGCACACUUUCCAUUGCAGAAACUUUAUCCUCAGGUUGUACUCUCGGGCUUAUUUUUACAAUGGGUUUGUAGAAAAAUUAAGCAAAUAAGAUCCAAUAUUGAUGAUAGAAUUGUUUGGUUUUGUUUGUUUUGUUAUGCUGGAUUAAAUCAAUUUAUGAGGUGUACAUGAGGCAUUAAAUCAAGCCUUUCUUUAUUGGAAUUUUAAGGUAGUCAACUGCUAAAACAUCCCCUGUUCUUUCCAAAUUAAUGUUGCCAAUGAUCAACUCCCUGAAUUGUACUCCAGUAAUAAAAUUGUACUCCUUUUACCCAAAAUAAUGUAUACAGACUGAAAAUAGCUUGAGUCUCAGAAAGGUCUGAGAGUUAGACUGAAAAGGGCUUUUAAUUUCCGUACCAUACCCAUAUGGCGUAAAGAAGAAAAAAAGCGAUGAAAAAAAUACCUAAUCAGACUAAAAACAUCAACAGAAAAUAAUGAGUUAGUUUUAUUUUUUCAUCAGUAAGCCUUGUGCAUCACCUGAACUUUAUGAUAGUGAGUCAGUCAUGUGAAUCAACUGUGGAUUUGCUUAUGAAGAAGUCCAUAGACCUUUAUCAUAUGACUACCAAGACAAUUUGCAUAAAUUUAACCCCAUAGUGAAAAACUUGAGAACUGAGUUUCAACAUGUAAAAACAAAACUAUUUACCCAGUAUUCUUUCAGUACUUAUUGGCCGCCAUCCAAAGGUCAGGGUCGGCCAGGGGGGGUAGUGGUAUACCAGUAUACCCGAAAAAAUUCGCCAAAAUACCCCCAAAAUACCCAAAAUUCAUCCAAAUAUACCCAAAAUUAAUCGAAGGUAUACUUAAUACCUGAAAUUCAAAGAAAGUGAUAUACCGAAUACCCGUAUUUAAGCUGCAAUAAACCGUAUACCGGAUUUAAAAAGCCCCUGUAUACUGUAUACCCAAAAACCCUGGCUGACCCUGAAAGGUCUACUCACAAAGAGCAUGCUCCCUGAAAUUUUACUCUUGGUUCGAAUUUUGUUUUCUGAAUAACCAAAUAUAAAUGAACAAAUGCAAUAGAGGCGUGGGCGAGUGGUCAGCGCAUCGGACUCGCAAUCCGGCGGUCCCGGGUUCGAGUCCCGCUCUGGCCACUUGCUGGAUUUGUGCUCGGUCGUCCCAAGUUCAAAUUCUCGGCCAUGCUUGUAAAUAGCCAACUGGUUGCCUUCUGCCAGUUGGGGUUUUUAAUCCUGUUAUGUUGUAUUUGAAUUAUUUUGUUUCUAAAUAUUUGAGUGGAGUGCCUGUAAAUUAGCUGACUAGCUAAGUGCACCUUCCACUAUAAACAUGCCUUUAACCUUUUAACCUUUAAUAGAAACAUGUUGACAUGGACAUGAUUUGAAAAAAAAGGGGUUCAUUAUAUUUUAGGCAUAUCUGCUUUUUCCUAAAAAGUCCUGACAAAGCAAGAGUCCCUAAUAACAGGAUCUUCUUAUAGUCAACUAUUUUCCUUGCUAAACAAAAUAGUAAAAUAUCCUGGCUUUUUCCUCCUUAAAUAAAAAAAUUCCUAAUCCUAAAUUUGAUAUGUUAUCUUUACCUUUCAGACUUUUUCAACUGGGAACCUUUGUUGUGUUUGUGUGGUGGGCAGCCAUAGUGAAAUCCAUAAGUGCUGUGUUUACCUGCAUAUUUGGCCCAAAUUACAGGCAAUCUAUGUAUGGAAAGAGAAUAAAAAAGAGCAAGUUUAUACUUGAUGAUAAAAUCACUCUAACUAACCAUGGAUCAUUUGGUACUGUUCCAAAGAAGGUGUUAGAAGCUCGAUGGCAGUUGCAGGUACUGGUUACGUGAAUUCUGGUCAGGACAGCAGCCUGGCAUUUUGAAUACCAUGAAUAAAUGAAUAAGAAAUGUCAACAUUCAUGAAAAGGGAGUCUUGCUCUAAGCCUCUAAAUUAUGUCUUUUUGGCCUUUUUAGACCCAAAGGUUUGAAAUGUAAAAAUAAUCUUGUAAUCAUUUUUAUCACCUUAACACUCUAGUGUAAUGUAGUUUUUAUUGUUAUUAACUGUCAUAACAGUAAAUAACUUUUCUUUCUGAUAUUUUGUUUAUUCAUAAUCUUCAGAACCUCUCUGAAAACCUCUAGUGAUGAGGCCAUCCUAACUUAUUAUUAUUAUUUUUGUUUAUAUUCUUAAACAAUAUUAUUUAAUUGAGGUACCUUUUGCUUUGAUAUCAAAUCCUACCCUUAAACCACAAGCAUAGACAAGUUUAAUAAAGAGAGAAUCUAUCAUUUUAUCUUUUUCCACAGAUCCCUUCAAUAAGAAGAGAAGAACAUGACCCCUGUACAUGAAUUUUAACAAUUUUUUUCCAUGAUUGUUUCAAUAAGGCCAAAAAAUUCAGUCUUCUUGUACACAUAUACAAAAGAAACAUAGUUGAUCAUUGCUAAUGUACACAACUAUCACAGAGAUCAAUUUGGACUGAGUGAUUGAUUGUCCAUUCACUGAUUUGCUGACUCAAUCUGAGUUUCUUAAAAAGUAUCUCCUUUCACACUUUGCCUUUUAAAAGUGAAAAUAUUUGAUUGUAAGUUUAUCUGUUGUUGUUGGUGGUGGUGGCGGUGGUGGUCUUGACUUGUUAGGGAAAGAAUUAAAAUUACCCUUUUUUCUCUUUCUUUUCACACAGGAAGAGAUGGAUAAAUACCCAGAUGUAUGGUUCAGAUACAAAGUACAGAAUAUGUGGAACAAAUCUCUCGAAACCGUGGCCAGGUUUGUAAGAGCUGAUCCUCAAGACCUGGUGUUUGUUGCUAAUGCAACUGCUGGCAUCAAUUCAGUGCUAAAGUGUCUGGAUAUUCAUGAGGGUGAUGGUAUUCUUAUAACUAAUCAAACUUAUGGAGCAGUUCAAAUAACAGCACAAGAUAUUUGCCAAGCAAAAAAAGCCAAGCUUAUUGUGCUUAAUAUCACAUUUCCUACUUCAGACAUGACAUCUUCUGUGAAUUACCAUGCAACUGAGGUUGUUCAACAUUAUGAAAAAGUGUUACAGGAAAAUCCCUCCAUAAAGGUGGCAAUUAUAGAUGCCAUUACCAGUAAUAGUGCGUUAAAGCUCCCUUUUAAGAAGCUAACUGAGGUGUGUCAUAAGUACAAUGUUCUGGCGUUGGUUGAUGGUGCUCAUGCACCCGGACAAAUUCCCCUGGAUCUUGACAGGCUUGGUGCAGAUUUCUUUGUUGGUAAGUUGCCCUGAUAUAAUUGGUGUAUACUUCAACUCUUUAUUCUUUUGCAUCAGUUCUAUAUUCCUUCUACUCAUAUUCUUGUUUGGGUCACCUACUCGGUUAGUUCCACCAAAUAUUUAGGUGUUCCAAACUCUGCACAAUGAACCUUAUACCAUUGAAAUUUUCUUUCCCUUCACAAUCUCUCGAUUUUAUAUUUUAAAGCACUAAUUUGUAUUAAUUAUAAUUAUUCUGUGUGAGAGUGCAAAUAAAAAUUGACUUGACUUGUAAACUGAUUUAGCAACAUGUUUGGGGUUCCUACUAUUCCAAAAUUAUAAUUAUUAAAGGAGGUUCAAAAUAACUUUACGAUGAAAAGGUGGAGCAUGAUCAUCCGAGUGAGCGUAGUCCUGAAUAGGACUGUUGUUGACAGUGACUGACAUUUCAGCAGCCUGUGCGGUAGUCCUUGCCAGAGUCAAAGUGAGUUGUAUUGUCAGUUGUGUAGUGAUUCUGUCGUUGUCAGUUUUGUGUCAGUCCAAGGGUGAGAACUGAUCACAUUUUCUGCAAUGUAUAUGGACUGUAACCUUUUUGUAAUCAUAUCUACCACUAUACAUCAAUGUUGCCUUUUAGUAUACACACUCAGUGAUCUUGGUAAUUCAAGCAAUCUGAUUGGUUAGCUAUCUCAGACUAUGACGUUAUAUUCACCAUGCUAUUAAACCGCUGCUGCUUAAGCUUACAAAACUCAAUACAAAAAGAUUAAAACCAUCUAACUUUUGCGCAUCCACUGUUUACAGCUUCGUGUUCAUGCAUGAAUUCACCCGUCAAUCAAAGUAAUUGUUUUUUAAUGGUUACCUUUCUGAUUCUAUUGAGAUCACUUCGUGUGAAUAUACUAAAACAAUUAUUCACCUCAGGCGAAUUUAAUAUUGUGGAAUAAUAUUAACUUCGUCUUCGGCGAAUAAUUGUUAAAUAUAAUUUAACAAAGUGCUAUAAACUGAAGGAAUAAAAGUGUAUGUAAAACUCUCAUUGCCUGCCUCCUAGGAAAUCUUCACAAAUGGCUUUUUGCACCUCGUGGAUGUGCUAUUCUCUGGAUCAGCCCCAAGUUUCAUGAUAUCAUCCUACCACAGGUUGUCUCGUGGAAUCACGAUAAAAGCCUUCAGGACAGAUUUUUCAUACAAGGCACAAUGGACCAUACCUCUUACAUUGCGAGCGAGACUGCCAUCAAGUUUUAUAAUGAUAUAGGAGGAAUGGUGGGUGCUUUUGAUUACUCAGGGUAAACUAAGUCAUACCCGAGCCAUGAUUGCGUCAGUGACCCAUACCUUAAGACUAUUGCAGCAGCUCAUCCCAAAGGUUUGAAUCAAACUCAAGCCUGUAUUGGCUUGUGAUCUGUCCACAGAUGUUUUUUCUUUUUAUUAUUUUUUUCCAGGAGUUCAGUGAACUGUCUUUAAAGAAAAGCUAAGCCUGUGAGCAGGCUUUAAAGCCUGAUUUGUUCAGGCAGGUUUUUCUGAUUCUUUUCUAUUCUCUGAGUGGACAAUGUAAGUGAGAAAGUUUACAGCAUAAAAUGACCUUUAUAACAAUCUGUUAAAUUUAUACAGUGACAAUAUUUUUUUCUCUAUAAAUGGUUCUUAUUUGAUUAUACUUUCAGUCUGAAAGUUGGUUCUGAGAAACCUCGGGUCACUGUAUUUUUGUUGUAUUAUUUAAAACUGAACUUGAAAUUUAUUGUAUUAUCAGUUAAUUGGGCAGGCUUAACUCCAACAGACCACUGCAGGAAGAAAUAGAUAAACAUCGCAAAUCAUGUGGGAAAGCAAUGCUCGUAGUGAUUAUAUACCCAUAUGAUCUAGCACUAUGCCCUUAAAGAAACCUUUGAUCCUAAGGCCCCUUAAAUACUUCCUAACAUAAUAAGAACCUUUGAUGUAGUGUUAACUCUCAGUUUACCUGUAUCUUGACUGUACAGAUUUAGUACGUUUUCAUUGAAUAGAGGGUAUCAGGGCUGUGUUGUUGCCUUACUUUUGCUCUUGGAUCGGGCUAGGAAAUCUUAAUUUUUGCCUCCAUAUCAUUUACUGGGCACCCUGGAUUUCGUAGGCUCAGAGAAUGGGGCUCCCUAGGAUUUUUCCCAGAGCACAGCGUUGAAAAUAAUAGAAUGAAUCCUUUUCACUGGGCCAUACUGGAAAGAACUGUAACUAUUUUACUGGGAGUAUCUGAAUUAAUGCAUCUAUGGCAAAACAAAAGUUUGAGCCUUAAAAUGUUUUGUUAUCAUUAGAGUUCCAUAACAAAGUACAACAGUCAGCUUGCAUCUUGGGCAGCGAUGUUGUUAGCAGAAGACUGGGACACAGAAGUACUUCCUGUUCCAGAAUCCAUGCGAGCCCCUUGCAUGGCUGUUGUACGUCUUCCUGAUACAUUGUCAGCAGCUUAUGGAUCGACGUCUGAAGGAGCCAAGCAGAUGAUGUCUGAUGUCUACACAAAAUACAAAGUUGUUGCUUGUUUUGUGUGCGUACAAGCAUCACUGUGGUGUCGAGUGUCUGCUCAGGUUUACAAUGCCAAAGAAGACUACAUGCUGCUUGCUGAAGUGGUCCUAAAGCUGAUGGAAGAAUGUGCAAAUGGUUUUUGUCCAAAGGUAGAGAAAGCUGCCGAACCUAACAGAUGGUCGUGGUAUGAAGAGCCACGUUAACAAAGAACAAAACAUGAAAUAACAUAAACAAUGAUGGGGAUAUUAGCCAGCAGAACAGGCGAUAUUUUUUGUGAUUUUCUGGCAAACGAAAAAACGAAGAGGGCGUAGGGCGCAAGACACGCGCGACGAGGGAAUGCGCGGAAAAAGACUGUUUUUGCGCCUUCCCCCGUCGGGCACCGUGACUAGUGCUCCUGGCUCUCUUCGCCCUUGUCUUCGCUCGUCUGAAAAACGCCGUAGAAAUACGCCCGUUCGGCUGGAUAUUAUGACAUUCUUAUAAUAUCAAUGGUGUGGUGAGAUGUUUUAAGUAAAUAAUAGGUAUAUAAUACCCUUUGCACUGUUCAACAACAUCUUGAUAAUUAUGGUAAGAUAAAACCGUGAAUCACAAGUUGAAUUUAAAGUAAACCGGACACUGAUUUUAGCUAGCCUGAACUUCAUCCGAUUACUUCGAGUCGUUAAUACUCCCUCAGAGGAGAAAACGACUUGAAGCAAUCGGAUGAAAUUCAGGCUAGAUUUCAGCUACCUGUACAGUACUGUAAAGUUUUAAGGGUUUUUUUAUUAAUAGUUUUUGCUAACAAUAUCGUUUAAUCUCUUUUAUCCAUAGACUUGCACUAAGUCGACCUGUUUUUAGUUAUAAACGGGGGAAAAGAUUGUUAAUAACCUCAAAGGAAGUGAAACGAGCUUUAGUGAGGUCGCGAAAGGUCAUACUUGACAAAAUAAAACUGCGCAACUGCUUUAAGACUUUGUGAAAGUCUGUUACUCUUUCUAUACACGGCUCGUAAAGUGCCAACUAUAUCUUCAUCGUGUUUAAAUAAAGGUUUUGUACGGUAU